CGAACACAAGAUUUAUCAAAAAUGUCAAGAUACCAAAUCAAUCACCCUCGGAAUUAGAGGGGCAUCUAGUGCGGCUAAAAGGUGCCCUCACAAAUUCAUCACCGCAUGGUUAUUCUGAUAAUGAUCUAGCAACGUUGUCUUCGACCUGUCAAGGAGGCGAAGCUUCCUCUCGUUGGGGCCCUAGCGAUGCCGUAAUGGAAGCUGCAGUGCAGCACUAAUCUUUAACAUCUUCCCUGCUUUUUGUGCUUCUCCAAAUGCAAUCAACCAGCUAGUUGCGCAACCGAAGCGGUAGAUGCUUCUUCUGCGAGUCGAUUGAAUGGAGCUCAUUAGGGACCAGCACUGCUGUACCGUGAAGACAGACAGGUUUCGACACCCUGACAAGCCCCAAUUAUCCGCUGUCCAUGCACAUUUCACAGAUGCCUCUCGCCUCGUGACGCCACUAAACUCCAUGUCUAAUCCCAAUCCUUCCGCCUGCAUAAAGCAGAAAACAAAGAGCAAAGGGCAAAGAGCAAAGAGGAAAGAGCAAAGCUGCUAGAAGUGACUUUCCCCUGUUCCAAAGUCGCUGGUAUCUCAAUUAAAGGGCAUCAAUUCACCUCAAUUCCUAGCCCAGUAGUCUGGUUCUUGGCUUGGGAAGAGAUUAAUUUUCAAGAUUUGGGGGUUAGGAGGUAUUAAUAGACGAGAAGCAGAGGAGGCAGGAGGGAGAGACAUGGCACGGAGGCAACAGGAGAGUCAACGAGGUCGAGCACAGCGCUUGGCUCUGUAUCUGCUCGCGAUCUGGUCUUCUGUGGCGGUGGCGCACGGCGUGCGUCCAUCGGAGCACGGCCUCGCAAACCAGAAGGACCCAGGGCCAGCGUCGCCCCCCAUGGUCGCCUUCUUCCACGCCCGGCCGGUGGCAGCGCUCCCGGAGGCGCAGAACGUGGCGUGGACGCUGGUGCCGCCGGGCCCGCAAGGGCGGCGCCGGCCUCGGUCGGAACUUGUCGACGGAGCGGGCCGUGAAGCGAUCCUUGAGCCGGAGGCCCGUCUCACGGAGGGCCUUUGUGUAGUUGGCCCAGCUCUGGAACGACUCCUCCGGCAGGAAGUCCUCCUUGCUGCAAGAGCACAAGCGCCUCUUUAUCUUCCCGCCGGAGUCGUUUUCUCCAACACUCGCCAUUUUGCUGCCUCAAGCAAUAAACAAAAAACUAUAAAAAUAUUUUUUCCCCCAGUUAAUCACAAGGGAUUUGGGGGAUGAUGGGAAACAGAAGGGUCGAAUGGCAAUAAAUACAGAAGGGAGUUAGGCUAAGAAAGGAUUGAACUGCGGUUCACUAAUGACAGGGCGGCAGAAAUAGGAAUUUAAAAGAGAGUUUGAGGCUUUGAGUCAAUUUGGGAUGCCCAAAUUCCGACCCGGUUCCAACCAUGGGUUUCUGUUUUUGGAUGGCAGGCCAGCGAAGCGCAGUCUGUUUAUGCUUCUGUCGCCAGAUCUGCUAAUUGUUUUAGCAUGGUUAUUUUAGGUAAUUCAUAUUUUUCAUUUCUUUAGUAA
Zingiber officinale is the source of this 1516-nucleotide messenger RNA. RefSeq lists its product as uncharacterized. NCBI's taxonomy places the organism in Eukaryota, Viridiplantae, Streptophyta, Magnoliopsida, Zingiberales, Zingiberaceae. The record is from RefSeq and is a predicted model, not a curated record. Bases 707 to 1228 code for a protein of 173 amino acids. The transcript is spliced from 2 exons.